AUGACUGCCAGGAUCUACCACCCAGAGGCUUCAUCUAGCCUCAAUGGAAAGAUUCUCUAUCUACCUACCACAAUCUCAAAUAGCUUCUUCCCAUCUCACGACAGCAUAAUUUCGACUCUCUCUAAAAUUACGUCUUCAACGAUCAUAUACCCCGUCCCACCCGACACCCCCGAGCCCUUCCCGCAAAGCAUUCACAACCUCCUUCGUAUCUAUGAUGCCACUACCGAUAAGGCGCCGACGGCCAUAGUAACUUCAGGCAUAGCAGCGACCACGGCCACUGCGAUGGCGAUGACCGAGCCAAACAUCAAAGGAAUCGGUAUCUGGAGCGGAAUCUUCGACCUCACAAAGUCCUCCGCGACCUCAACCCGCUGGAACCGGCCUCUCGAACACUGGGAGCACCUCCCGACCAAUGCACUCCCGCCAGUCCCGGAAUCAACCAAUUCCCUCGCAAUAACCCGAGAUGAAUUCAAGGCGCUGCGGCGCCACUACUAUCCUAAUCCGGAAACGUGGUUGGACCCGUUUGCGAGCCCGUUGGCCUUUUUCAUGGGAUCAAAUGUGAUAUUCUCGCGCAUGAAUUUGACCGAGAUCAUGGGCGAGGACAUACGUCAGAAGAUGGCGGGAAUGGUCAGUUAUAGUGAGAAUGACUGGGAGGCGGAGGUGUAUAUAUAUCCGCGCAUCGACUUGAUGUUACGGACAUGGAACUCAUUCCCACCGGCUAGUAGGAGGGGGGAUUUCCCGAAGAUUCGGAUUGUCGUGCCGGAGAAGGAGGAGGGCGCGGAGGAGAAUGGAAAUGAUGUUGCCUUUGCGCAGGCAGAGAAAUUUGGAAAAACUGCGAGAAAGGGGCUGGCAAGUUGGUUGAAACCAAGGCUACGGUCAACGACGAAUUCGCCGGGUAUCUCGGCGAGUACGCCGACAUUAGAUGCGGAGUUAGAUGAGGAAACGGAGGCCAAGUCCGAGGCAGAAAUGAUAGUUCAAGUGGACACAUUAUCCAAGGAAGAUACUGGAGUAGAGGAGGUGAGCCUGAUGGCACGUUGGAUAAGAUGGGUACUUGAAGGGCCGUCGGCAAACCAACUAGCGCUAGCAUAG
This is a messenger RNA of Morchella importuna, 1086 nucleotides long. RefSeq lists its product as uncharacterized. Lineage: Eukaryota; Fungi; Ascomycota; Pezizomycetes; Pezizales; Morchellaceae. The record is from RefSeq and is a predicted model, not a curated record. The transcript has 3 exons. The coding region runs from base 1 to 1086 and encodes 361 amino acids.